Messenger RNA from Paramuricea clavata, 669 nucleotides. The record is from the annotation of a GenBank genome assembly. Lineage: Eukaryota; Metazoa; Cnidaria; Anthozoa; Malacalcyonacea; Plexauridae.
AUGGCUAAUGUUAUUCCUUUAUCCAAAACUACAGUCGAUCGUCAAUUGAAAAUAAAUUACAGACCCAUAUCUUUAUUAGCGUCGUUAUCAAAAGUAAUUGAGAAAGUUGUUUUCAUGAGAUUUUAUAAUUUUUUACUUGACAUAGGUUUUUUAAAUCCUAUGCAGUCAGGUUAUCGCCCAGGUGAUUCUACAGUUAAUCAAAUUUUAUAUUUAACGCAUAAGAUAUACGAGGCUUUCGAACUAGGCAAGGAAGUAAGAGUGGUGUUUCUCGACAUCAGCAAAGCCUUUGAUAGAGUCUGGCAUAAAGGACUGUUAUAUAAGCUUAAGUUAAUCGGUGUAAGAGAUACUUUGCUUAGUUGGUUUGAGAGUUACUUAUCGGAUAGAAAGCAGCGCGUAGUCAUAGAUGGUCAGUUUUCGCAAUGGAAGAAUAUCAACGCCGGAGUACCCCAGGGGUCUGUGCUCGGUCCACUAUUAUUUUUAGUUUAUAUUAACGAUAUAACUGAAAAUCUUGAAACAAAUCCCUUAUUAUAUGCCGAUGAUACGUCACUAUUCGAUAUAGUCGAGUCUCCUGAUAUUACUUCAGUUAAAUUGAAUAACGAUCUUAGUAAGUUUAGUGAUUGGGAAAAACGCUGGCUUGUUACUUUAACGUUAAAAAAACUGAAAGUAUAA